Molecule: messenger RNA, 1002 nt
Organism: Eimeria maxima
Lineage: Eukaryota; Apicomplexa; Conoidasida; Eucoccidiorida; Eimeriidae
Exons: 9
Coding region: 1-1002 (333 amino acids)
Biological process (GO): regulation of transcription by RNA polymerase II
Cellular component (GO): nucleus
Molecular function (GO): transcription cis-regulatory region binding
Source: RefSeq, a predicted model, not a curated record
AUGAGUAGGGCUCUGCAUGCAUCUGAGAAGAAGUCCGGCACUGCUGAAGGUCCUGGGGGGCCCCUUGGGGCCCCCCAGUGGGCCUUCAUGGGGGCCCCAGAGGGGAGUAACGCCAUUCUGUGGAACAGCAGCAGCAGCAGCAGCAGCAGGCGAUAUUUAAAAGAAGAAGGAGAGAGGGGGGCCCCCCUAUUACCUCGUAUAGGUAUAAAGGGUACAGGAGAGGUAUGCAAUAGAGAAAGCGAAGGCAGAGCAGAAGAAAAGUUCAACAGAAACAAUGCCCGGAAGCAGCGGCAGCUGGAGGAGCUGCAGCAGCAGCAGCACCAGCAGCUGGUGCAGCAAGCCAGCAACCGCAAGAAACGCUAUAUACCCCCUAAAGAAUACUGGUAUUCUGGUCACCACGAGCCUCCUAAUGCAUUAACUGCUGCUGCCUUGGGGUCUCGUGAUCUUAAAUUCGUAUUAAUGAGAGAAGCAAGAAGAAUCCGAAUGGGAGGAGAAUUAGAUUUAUCUGUAUGGGAGGCAUUAGAGUCUCGUGCUGCAGCAAUUUGCAGCAGCAGCAGCAGCAGCAGCAGCAGCAAAGUAGCAGCAAAAACAAUUCUGCGUUUUCUUCAAUCUUUUGCUGCUGUACAAUUACCUAUAAAACCUAAACAUCUUGAGGAUAUGUUAACAGCAAUAGCCAAAAGAAAAGCGGAGAUGAGACCAGAAAAUUAUGUACAUCUUUUCCAGGCUUUAGCCCGUCUUCGUGUUAGACAUCGCAUUUGUAUAUUAGGGUUACAAGAGAUGAUUCUUUCUUGGGGUGUUCUUCGUAAUAAUUUCCUUAUUAAGGCUGCGAAUUCAUUGAGCAAGUUGGAUUUAUCAUCACAUGUUUUAGUGACACCUCUAAAGUUAAUGUUAGCUAAACGUCUACCUACAUUCACAGGUAAGCAGCAGCAGCAGCAGCAGCAGCAGCAGCAGCAGCAGCAGCAGCAACAGCAGCAGCAGCAACAGCAGCAGCAGCAGCAAUAA